Molecule: messenger RNA, 2145 nt
Organism: Tarenaya hassleriana
Lineage: Eukaryota; Viridiplantae; Streptophyta; Magnoliopsida; Brassicales; Cleomaceae
Product: nucleolin 1
Exons: 19
Coding region: 82-1914 (610 amino acids)
Molecular function (GO): RNA binding
Source: RefSeq, a predicted model, not a curated record
AAAAUAUCUUCAGCAGCUAGGGUUUUUCUCCCCCAAAUUCUCUCGAAAAACCUAGCAGUCUCUCUUUCUCUCUCUGUCUCCAUGGGCAAGUCUAGCAAGAAAUCCGCCGCCAAGGUUGAAGCUGCGGCUAUACCUGCAAAGGCUUUGAAGAAAGGCAAGAGAGACGCAGAAGAUGAUUUGGAGGCGCAAGUAAAUCUGAAGAAGCAGAAAAAAGAUGUGAAUGCUGCUGUUGUGAAGGAGAAGGCUGAGAAGAAGGUUCCAAAGAAGGUAGAAAGCAGCAGUUCUGACUCAUCAGAUUCUUCUGAUUCUGAAGAAGAGCAAAAGGUUAAAAAGGUAGCAGUCAAGAAGGCUCCUACUAAGGACUCCAGCAGUGACGAGUCUUCAUCUGAUGAUGAACCCGCAAAGAAGAAGCCAGUUGCUGCCACUAAUGGAAAUGCUGCAAAGUCUGUGAAACCAUCCAGUAAAGAUGAUUCAUCUUCUGAGGAUGAAUCUUCAGAUGAGGAGCCUGCUGCAGCCAAGAAGCCUGCUGCUACUGCUGCUGCUGCUAAGAAUGGUUCUGUGAAGGACAAGGCAUCCAGCAGUUCAUCGUCCGAGGAUGAGUCGUCUUCGGAUGAGGAACCUGCUCCUGUGAAGAAGCAGCCUGCAGCUACUAAGAAUGCCAAGCCAGCUUCUGACGACUCCUCAUCCUCUGAGGAUGAAUCUGAAGAUGAGAAGAAGCCGGCUGCCGCUGCUGCUGCUGUCAAGAAACCUAAGGAAUCUAGCAGUGAUGAUUCCUCUGAUGAUGAAUCCUCGGAUGAGGAACCUGCCCCGAAAAAACAGACUGCUGAAAAGAAAACCAAGCCUGCCAGCAGUUCUGACUCUUCAGAUGAGGAUUCUGAUGAGGAAAGUGAUGAUGAAGCUCCUCAGAAGAAGGCUAAAGUUUCAUCUACAGCUGACAAGAAGUCUGCUGCUACAAAAAAAGACAGUAGCGAUGAAUCUAGUGAGGACUCCUCUGAUGAUGAGGAGAGUGAAGAUGAGAAAACUCCUAAGAAAAAGGGUUCUGAUGUUGAAAUGGCGGAUGCGGAACAAAAAUCAAGUGUGAAACAGCCAAAGACACCAAUUACUCCUCAGACACAGGGAGGAUCAAAGACUUUAUUUGUGGGCAACCUUUCUUUCCAAGUUGAAAAAGCAGACGUUGAGAAUUUCUUCAAAGAUGCUGGUGAAGUUGUCGAUGUCCGGUUUGCUUCAGGCGAGGAUGGUAGGUUUAGGGGCUUUGGGCAUGUUGAGUUUGCUUCUGCUGAAGCUGCUCAGAAGGCCCUUGAAUUGAAUGGUCAAUCUCUGUUGGGUCGUGAGGUCAGACUUGAUCUUGCUCGGGAGAAGGGUGCAUAUACACCUCAGAGCGGCAAAACGAACAACUUCCAGAGCGGUGGGAGAGGUCAGGGCACUACAGUUUUCGUCAAGGGAUUCGACUAUUCCCUCAGUGAAGACGAGGUUAGGAGUGCUUUGAAAGACCAUUUUGGUGGCUGUGGAGAGAUCAAUAGGAUUUCUGUUCCAACAGACCGUGAGACUGGCAGCGUUAAGGGGUUUGCAUACAUGGAUGUGAAGGACAGUGAAGCCAUGAACAAGGCGCUGGAGCUGAAUGGGAGUGAAAUGGGAGGAUACAACCUCACAGUUGACGAAGCCCAACCCAGAGAUGGUGGAUUCAGUGGCGGAGGAAGAAGCGGAGGAAGAGGAGGAGGAGGUUUCAGUGGUGGCGGAAGAAGCGGAGGAAGAGGCGGAAGAAGCGGCGGCAGAGAUGGUGGUGGCAGAUUCGGAGGCGGCAGAGGCAGAGGUGGCCGAGGAGGUGGCGGCAGGGGAGGUCGUGGAACACCCUACAACAAGCCCAGCUUCACUGCCUCUGCAGGAAAGAAGACUACCUUCAACAACGACGACUAGAAUGGAAGGAGCGCUUUGUAGGAGGGAGGGAGGGAAGGCUCUCAUAAUAUUCCAUCGUUUUUGUAUUAAGAAAGCCUUUUUUUAAAAAAAAUGAUGAUACUCGUUACCAUUUUUAUAUUUCCUGUUUUAGAUACAAGUGUUCUUUUUAGGGUUUGAACUUGCUCUGUCACAAUUUUGGUUUUCUUUUGGGAUCUAUUAGAAAUCUUUAACCGGUUGGUAUCCUUGUCUUAA